Penicillium diatomitis is the source of this 3801-nucleotide messenger RNA. RefSeq names its product putative RNA binding effector protein Scp160. The transcript is spliced from 6 exons. Gene Ontology annotation, cellular component: cytoplasm; nucleus. Gene Ontology annotation, biological process: nuclear division. NCBI's taxonomy places the organism in Eukaryota, Fungi, Ascomycota, Eurotiomycetes, Eurotiales, Aspergillaceae. The record is from RefSeq and is a predicted model, not a curated record. Gene Ontology annotation, molecular function: mRNA binding. Bases 1 to 3801 code for a protein of 1266 amino acids.
AUGGCGUCUGAAUCAUCCGCGGUCGCCAAUGGCGGGCCUUCCAAGUCGCUCGCGGCCAUGCUGGAGGAGCAGCACGCCCGCGACGACGACCAGCCUCUGCCACCCGUCCUGGUCCCCACCUCCGGAUCCAACACCCCCGCCGAGGCUGCCAUUCCUGCGGCUCCCAAGCCCGCUCCUAAGAAGGCGCCUGCGUUCGACGUGCAAUCGGAGGAGCUCUUCCCCGCUCUCGGAAGUGGCCCCAAGCCAGCUGCCCCCGCCGCUGCGACAUGGGGUGCGAAGAAGCCCUCCGCCGCUGCUGCGCUUGCCGAUGGUCGUUCGUCUCAGUCAAAGGAUGUUCCCCGCGUGAUGUCUCUUCCUGGAAAGCACAUGGAACAGCUACGACUCGCACCUUCUCAGAUGCAGCCUCGCGGUCAGCUGAAGAAGCCCAUCAGAGAUAUUCUGCGCGACAUUUCACGGCGGUCCAAGGCUACCGUUGAUAUGCGCGGUGGUCCAGGUGGGUCUAUCAUCUUCGAGGGUAAAGGCUCGGCGGAUGCGGUCCGUCAAGCACUCAAGGAAGUUGCGCAGCAGGUUGGAUCCAAGCAAUCCGUCCGGGUGCCCAUCCCAGCUUCUGCCCGUGCCCACAUCAUUGGCCGGCAGGGAUCCGUCGUUCAGGACAUUCAGACUCGCACUGGUGCGCGUGUGCAAAUUCCACGUACCGAUGACAGCGGAGGCUCCCACGAAGACGACGAUGACGACACUAUCGAUGUCCUUAUCGAGGGUGAUGCCGUGGCUGCGGAAAUGGCUCGACGUGAGAUUGAGGCCAUUGUGAAGGAGCGUGGCUCAAACAUGAACCUCCGUCUCAAGACCAUCCCCCCCGAGUUCUUCCCCUUCAUUGCGGGAGCGCAUGAUGCGCAAUUGCGGCAGAUUGAAGAGCGUACCAAGGCUCAAGUUCACGUGCCCCGCUACGACACAUGGUCAACUCGGCCGCCACCCCAGGAAGCCAGCCCAGGCCAGGUGCAGUUCGUUCCUUGUGCUGAUAAGCACAUCAUGGUCUCGGGCGAGCGAAGCGCCGCGCAAGAAGCUCGCGCUGAGAUUGAAAGACUGGCCGCGGAUUUGCAGCGCAAGUUGACCUUGCGCCAGCUUGCGAUCAACCGUGGCCAGCAUCAGUUCAUUCUCGGUAACGAAGCUGAUGCCCUGCACCAAUUCAUUGCGCAGACUGGCUGCGGUAUCGUUCUUCCCCCUGCAGAUGACGAGAGUGAGUUCCUUACCAUUGUGGGACCUUUGGACCAAAUUGAGAAUGGUAUCAACCACGCGAUGGAUCUCGCGACCAGCAUGCAGAUGGCUAGCAUUGAUCUCUCGCGCCAGCACCCUAACGCCCCUGCCGGUUCAAAUGCACACGCCCGCGCUUUGACGCAAUACCUCCGUCGCCGUGAGAUCAUCAAGCAGCUUGAGGCCGCUCACGAUGCCCACAUUGCUCUGCCCCCCAGUGUGGACGGCCCGGUCACCUGGGAAGUCUACUCUCGUGAUGGCAAGAACACAAUUCGUGCCCGGUCCGAUAUCAUGAACCUUGUCCAAGCGCACCCCCGUCGCGUCUUCGCCACGUCCAUUGCGUCCAAGCUCCAGGGUGACUACGGCGUCCACCUGCUGAUUCCCGAUGAUCAUGACAGCUCUGAUGUUGUUCUUGUCUACGAGGGUCCUUCUGCAUCGGAAGCACACUUCGAGGUGUCCAGACAACGUCCGUCCGCUGCUGAAGUUGCUGCCUUUGAGAAGUCACUUCAGGAAGCUUAUGAGUAUUUGAUGACCGCACUGGGAGACCAGCAGGAUAUUGUUGCGAAGACUGCCACGGUCCCCGCUAAAUACCAGGAGAAGACUCGCAAGUUCCUCCUGCGGGAACAGGAAUCCAAGGCCGAGGACAGCAUCCCUGUCCGUGCUCUUGUUGGAGCCCCGAAGGACGGCAAGUGCGAGAUCGCGCUGCGUGGACCCUCUAAGUUGGUCGAUGAGCUAUCUUUUAAGCUGGAUGCCUUCGUCGCCGAGCAGGAGAAUGAUGAUCUGGAGCGUGGAUACACUACGACUUUCGAUUUCCCUCAAAAGUUCGCCAACUUCCUCAUCGGAAAGCGUGGCGAGAACAUCAACAAGCUUCGCGAGGAAUUCGACGUUGAUAUCAAGGUAGAAAACGGUAAGGUCGAGGUCAAGGGACCCAAGGCCAAGGCCGAUGCCGCACGCAUGCGCAUUCUGAACAUGGGCAAGAAGUGGGAAGAUGAGACGACCCACAUCUUGAAGAUCCCCGCGAAGUAUCACCGUGAACUUAUCGGCCAGCGUGGCAACCAGGUCAACCGACUUCAGGAUCGUUACUCUGUUCGCGUCCAGUUCCCCCGGGCCGCCAACAUUGCCGAUGAUCAGUCCGUUGGUGAGACCGGCAGUGAUGCUGGUGCUGCUCGAUCGGGCCGUCCUCAACAAGCGGCCGAUGAGGUUUUGGUCAAGGGCCCCAGCAAGGGCGCCGACCAGGCUCGCGACGAGAUCCUGAGUCUGCUCCAGUGGGUUGUUGAUCACUCACACUCGGCCACGGUCUCUGUUGCGCAAAGUCAGAUUGCUUCACUGAUCGGCCAGCGUGGUCGGGAGAUGGACAAGCUUCGCGCAGAUACCGGUGCUCAAAUUGAUGUGCCCGGUGCCAAUGAUGCCCCCGAUGCCUCUGGUCGUGUGCAAAUUCGCAUCAAGGGUACCAAGCAGCAGGUUGCCGAAGCCAAGAAGGUCCUGGAGCAGCGCGCGUCUGAAUUUGAUGCCACCGUGACUAAGACUAUUGACGUUGACCGCAAGUAUCACAAGGCUUUGAUCGGCGGUGGUGGUGCCAACAUUCGCAAGAUUGUCGCUGAUGCAGGCGGUCCUAGCGAUGGUAGCGCUGCGCGUAUGGUUCGCUUCCCCCGGCCCGACAGUACCGAGUCUACUAUUCGCCUAGAGGGCAACGGUAAGAUCGUGGACAACAUUGUGGCUGCUAUUGAGAAGUUUGUCAAGGAGCGCGAGGACCAGGUGUCUGAGACUCUGACCGUCCCCACGGCCCAGCACCGCAUGCUGAUCGGACGUGGUGGCGAGACCCGCCGCAACAUCGAGUCCAAGUUCAAUGUGACCCUGGAUAUCCCCAAGCAGGGUUCCGGCAAGACUGAUGUGAAGCUCAAGGGCGCCAGCACUGCCGUUGCAGAGGCCAAGGCCCACAUUGAGGGUAUGCUCAAGGAUCAACACGCCGAGACUGUGGAGGUGCCACGCAACCUCCACCACGCGGUGGCCGACAACGGUGCUAUCUUCCGCCGUCUUCGCAAUGAUUACCGUGUCACCGUUGACCACGCUGGCCAGUCUGUGCCCGCUAACCCUGCCACCGAGGAAACUCGCGAGGGUGCCAACGGUAGCUCUCUUCCUUUGAUCACUGACGAUCCCACUGCCGCUGUGGACGCCCACUCCUGGAAGGUUGUCGACACCAGCGCUCCUACCGAUUCCGACAACACUCCUUUCCCCUGGGUGCUUUCCGGUUCUCCUGAGAAUGUCGCCAAGGCCCGUGCUGCGAUCGAGAAGGCCAUUGCUGCUGCCAGCCAGCAGUCAGCCACUGGCUACCUGAUCCUGCCCGAUCCCAAGACCUAUCGCUUCGUUGUUGGCCAAGGAGGCAGCCAGAUCAACGCCAUCCGCAAGAAGACUGGAUGCCGCAUCAAUGUGCCCAAGAACCAGGCGCAAGGUGAAGCUAUUGAGAUCCGUGGAAGUGCCGACAGCCUUGAGGAGGCCCGCGACAUGAUCUUGGAGGCAGUACAGAACGGUCUGAGCGGUGCCAGUCGCCAAUGA